CUUCAAGAUGGUGGUCAUUGUAUUGUUAUGUGUCUGCUUGUCCACUUAAUAACGAAACUAGUAAACUAUUUAAUAUUUAAGCGAUAACAUCUGUUGAUUUAUUUUUAGUUUAGUUAAUAAAACCUUUUGGCUACCAGGGCAUUUCUCUAUACCAGUUAUAUAUUGUUAUGUUUGUUAGAUACGAGUCGCAUUUUAAAUAUGUCGGUACUCUGCUGGACAGAUGUCUAUACAUCAAAACAGAGCACUAGUUGUUGACGACUUUUAUGAAACAGUCUGGGAUGUUUAAGAACGUUUUCUUCUUUGAGGGAUCGAAAUGUCACUCAGGGAGUUGAAAGUGUGCUUGCUUGGGGACACUGGGGUUGGAAAGUCAAGUAUUGUAUGCAGAUUUGUGGAGGACAGCUUUGAUCCCAACAUUAUACCUACAAUUGGUGCAUCAUUUAUGACGAAGACAGUGCAGUACCAAAAUGAGCUUCAUAAGUUUCUUAUUUGGGACACAGCAGGACAAGAAAGGUUUCGUGCCCUUGCCCCUAUGUACUACAGAGGUUCAGCUGCAGCUAUCAUUGUUUAUGACAUUACGAAGGAGGAGUCCUUUCUAACUUUGAAGAACUGGGUAAAGGAGCUUCGUCAGCAUGGACCACCCAACAUAGUGGUGGCCAUUGCUGGCAACAAAUGUGAUCUCUCUGAUGCCAGAGAGGUACAAGAGAAGGAUGCCAAGGACUAUGCUGACUCUAUCCAUGCUAUUUUUGUUGAAACUAGUGCCAAAAAUGCUAUUAACAUCAAUGAAAUAUUCACUGAGAUAAGUCAGAAGAUUCCACAUUUAAACACAAGUGACUCAGGUGUGAGGGGCUUGAAACUGCGACGUGAACAAACAGACUUAACCAGGGAACGCACUUGCUGUUAAUGCACAAUUAUGCUAAAAUAAUUUUUACCUUCUUUCACGUCUUCAUUACUAAGAAACAAAAUGGACAGAAACAGAAAAUUCAUUCUAUUGCUGUCCAGAUUCUUUGUUACAGCAGAAACUGCAACACUUUUGACUCUCUGUCCAUGGCUAAUUAAAGUAGAGUUGACUUUGUUGUACUAGCUCUGGUCUCUCAGACCUUAAGUCAAUUCCUACUUUUUUGUAAAUCUCAAAACAUUUAAAAGGAAAAAGAAAAUGCACUGGUUUAUUCCUGUUGAGAAAUCAAAAUGUUGAGAAAUCAAAAGGUUUUCUGUUCCACCAAAACUUAUAAACCAUUAUGUAGAUUCUCACUUGGUUUUACUUUUUUUUUUUUUAAGUUAUUGUGUUAUUUCCAAAACAGAGGGCAGCUUUCUGGCCGAAUGAUGUAAAAUAACAAAUCAAAUUGUACAAAUUAUUUUGCCUACUUUAAGACUUUUGGGCAACAUUUAUAUGAAGGACUAUUUCUAAUGACUUACACAGUGAAGACACUCUGGUUCAUACAGUUCCAAAUUGGUUUCAUAUGUAUCACAAGCAGAAUCAGUAUUGAUCUUUUUUAGUGAUAGUGUUAUAGUCUUGAAUUGAUUAAUUUCGUCAUUUAAGUCACACAUUCCAAAUCCUGUAAAAAUACUUUUAGUAUUUUCUGUACUUCCAACACACCAGACUCAGAUUUUUAAUUUUUUGGACACAUUUGUCACACUUUAAUGUUUCAGAUCAUCAAACAAAUUUAAAUAUUAGUCAACGAUAACACAAGCAAACACAACAUGCAGUUUUUAAAUGAAGGUUUUUAUUAUUAAGGGAAAACAAAAUCCAAAACCACAUGGCCCUGUGUGAAAAGUGUCUCAUCCAAGAUGUCACAAAAGACCCCACAACAUCCAAAGAACUGCAGGCCUCACUUGCCUCAGUUAAGGUAAGUGUUUAUGACUCUACCAUAAGAAAGAGACUGGGUAAAAAUGGCCUGCAUGGCAGAGUUCCAAGACGAAAGCCGCUGCUGAGCAAAAAGAACAUAAAGGCUUGUCUCAGUUUUGCCAGAAAACAUCUUGAUGAUCCCCAAGAAUUUUGGGGAAAAUACUCUGGAGUUCUUUCAGGAAAAAGAACAUCAUACCAACAGUAAAAUAUGGUGGUUGUAGUGUGAUGGUCUGGAGCUGUUUUUUGCUGCUUCAGGACUUGGAAGACUUGCUCUGAUAAAUGGAACCAUGAAUUCUGUUGUCUACCAAAAAAUCCUGAAGGACAAUGUGCGGUCAUCUGUUCAUGACCUCAAACUGAAGCGAACUUGGGUUCUGCAGCUGGACAAUGAUCCAAAACACACCAGCAAGUCCACCUCUGAAUGGCUGAAGAAAAACAAAAUGAAGACUUUGGAGUGGCCUAGUCAAAGUCCAGACCUGAAUCCUAUUGAGAUGCUGUGGCAUGAAUAAAAAGGCGGUUCAUGCUUGAAAACCCUCCAGUGUGGCUGAAUUACAACAAUUCUGCAAAGAUGAGUGGACCAAAAUUCCUCCACAGCACGCACUUUUUCACACAGGGCCAUGUAGGUUUGGAUUUUGUUUUCCCUUAAUAAUAAAAACCAUUUAAAAACUGCAUGUUGUGUUAUCUUUGACUAACAUUUAAAUUUGUUCUGAAACAUUCAAAUGUGACAAACGUGCAAAAAAAUAAAAAUAAAAAAUCAGCAAUGGGGAAACACUUAUUCACACCACUGUAUUUAUAAUCCCAUUGCAAGUUGAAGUGUUUCUAAUUACUCACUUUCUAAUUAUUAACUAAUUACAACUGCUGCAAGAAAACAACACUUGCAGCAGUAGUCAUUACAGUGAUAUAUCAUGUAGUUUCUAAAACACAUUUGGAAAACUAUUUUUUUUUCCUAUGUUGAAUAUGACACAUGUAGGUAUGAAUUGCUAGAAAUCAACGAUUCCACAGUAGUAGUUAUAUGAUUUAAAGGCUAGCAGCAGAUUUAUCUGUUGUAUAAUCUACAGUGUCAGUGUGCACAAACAGGUACAUUUAAACAGCACAUUUUUUUCAUUGAGCAUAUUGUCCAUUUAAUCGAAUGUUCAUUUAAAGAGACAUGCAUUAUUGAAUAAAAGAAUGUGUAGACAA
This is a messenger RNA of Tachysurus vachellii, 3019 nucleotides long. It is a transcript of the gene rab22a, whose product is annotated as RAB22A, member RAS oncogene family. Gene Ontology annotation, molecular function: GTP binding; GTPase activity. The transcript has 7 exons. Lineage: Eukaryota; Metazoa; Chordata; Actinopteri; Siluriformes; Bagridae. Bases 314 to 901 code for a protein of 195 amino acids. The record is from RefSeq and is a predicted model, not a curated record.